AUGAGGCUGAUCCUGUGUCUUCUCCUGAUCACUCUGGCUGUUCCUUGCUAUGGAGCUACUGGUGGCAAGGUCUGUAAGGCUGUCUUGAGAGAAAGUCUGACCUUUCUACUAAAGCAUAGGGACGUCUUGGAAAAACAACUUAAUGAAUACUCUGCACCUCCAGAGGCUGUUGAAGCAAAACUGAUGGUGAAGGACUGUGUAGAUGAAGAGAUGACCAAGGCAGAGAAAGGGGCAGUAGCACUCGCAUUGGCACAAAUUUUAGUUGAAUGUGGUGGUCGAGGAUUGCUGGAAAAAUAUUUUCCUGAACUCCCACUAGAGAAGCUGAUUUUCCCUGCUUAA
This is a messenger RNA of Apodemus sylvaticus (European woodmouse), 339 nucleotides long. RefSeq names its product prostatic steroid-binding protein C1-like. The record is from RefSeq and is a predicted model, not a curated record. Lineage: Eukaryota; Metazoa; Chordata; Mammalia; Rodentia; Muridae. The transcript is spliced from 3 exons. Bases 1 to 339 code for a protein of 112 amino acids.